Molecule: messenger RNA, 1920 nt
Organism: Bolinopsis microptera
Lineage: Eukaryota; Metazoa; Ctenophora; Tentaculata; Lobata; Bolinopsidae
Exons: 10
Coding region: 89-1150 (353 amino acids)
Source: RefSeq, a predicted model, not a curated record
UUAAUUUUGUCCUAUCCCAUUCUAAGUUAAACAAGUUUUGUUAAAGAAGUUUUCCUGUUUGUUAUUUGUUUAACGUCACGAGAAAAAGAUGGAAACUUUAAGAACAGAGACGGACUCGACAGCAGAUGAAAAUAUCCAGAACUAUAUGCAAGUAGUGGACCUACUAUGGCAGCUUGGAGCCAAAUCUAAUUACGACCAGUUUAUGACAGAAGCCCAAGCUAUUUGGGUAGAUAUCUUCAGUAAACAACCUGACAGAAUUUCAAUGCUGCUGGAACAGCUGAAAAGACAGAGGUCCACCCAGAACGGAAAUGAGGCCUACAGAUUGACAGAAAACGGUGCAUUUCACCAAAAUACCGAGGACAGCCCCACCCGUAAUCAUGGUAACAAUGGUAACGAUGUGUCUCCAAUCUCACCCAGCCUCGCUUUACAGAGAUUUUCUGAUAACAGUAAUUCUAAUUCCAUCAUCUCCGAGUCUCUACCGAUGAACCAAACAGCAACCACACCGCCCACCCCUGAGGACAUCUCGCGGAUACUAUUCGAGCACUACCGGCGUCAGGGUUCUGUACCACGGGAAUCAAGACCCAACCUCAACUGUCUCGAUAACUUCCUCCAGAAUGAUGAAUAUCUCAUUAAUUUUCUACAGGUGUGUGCUCUGGAUGUUGCGACUCUCCUGCAGAUCUGUAAUGUGUUCCCUAAACUAAGAGACGAGAUAAUGGACGUGGCUCGUCUCUGGGAUAGAUAUGAGAGUACGAAGUACAAUUACGCAAGUACGAAGAAGUGGACUUGGAAGCGUAGUAAACUCACUGAGGGUCAGGAAAUGAUUCACGAGGGACUCCUGGAGGUCAAGGUGCGCCUUGAAGAGCUGUGUAAAAGAUUUAUUGCCCCCAUGAACAGUGAUGUUACUAAGGUGUACGACUAUGGUAUGGUAGCCUGUCUACAACAAGCACAGAAAGCAUUGAAUUUCCUUAAAAACAUCCUCACCGAUGUAACGAAUAGACUUCAAAAACGGAACCAAAUGCAGAGAUCGCAGGAGCUAGCACAGGAGCGGCUGAGAAUCGCAGAGUCAGAAUUCAAGAAACAGUCGUGUGGUGACGUAGACAACACUCCUCGGAAUCAGAACACUUUUACUCGGCAGACUCCACUUUACUGACCAGCUACACCGGGAACAACCUAGUUGCUAGGUGAUAGAUAUUGACACACGUUGCAACCUCUUUUCGCGCGCACGAGAGAGGUAUACAACGUGUAGCUAGCAGGAUAGUUACUAGGCGAUUGCAGCCUGUAGAACAUCAACCAUUAACAAACAAGUCACGUGCAGAUAAUCCCUCACGUGUUAAACAAAGUGUUAGACAGUGAAACCAAGAACUGCUAGCAGUCAGAUAAACUGGAGUUAAUCGUUUGCAACAGAAUUAUUUUAAUCUCGACGUGCCCUUUUUGGUCACAAUCUUUUGCAAAAACCUGCAUCCGUUAUCGGAUCUAAACAAUACAAUUGAUAAAUGAAAGUGAUCAGAAAGGCAUUGUCAAAUUGUGCCGUGUUAAAGCUUAACUAAUAAUUUUUUUAAAUUCCUAAAUCUAACAUUUGAACAAUAGAUUUGUAGUGUUACUCAAUUCAAUUAAGUAAUUUAGUAUACUAGUAUUACGCAUGAAGUCAAAAAAACUUAGCUUGACGAAUUAAAUUAAACUUUUAAUUUAGAUUUACAAUCCAGACAAUAAUAUUAAGUAUUUCAAGAUGUCAGAAAUUCACGAUUCACGAUUUGCGACGCGAUUACUUAAACUUUAUUUGUUUUUAGCGGUUUCAACAUUAAUUUAAAUUUACAUAGUGUUAGUGUGAAAACUUUAAAUUUAUUUAACAUUUACAAUUUAUUUAUAAAUUUGUGCAUGUGAGAUCAAAAGUAAAAAACUAAAAUAUUUCGUCAUUCCAAU